AUGAAGUCGUUCCAGGUGAUGCCGAUUCUCUUUGUUUUACUGCUGCAAUCAUUGCCCUCAGAAGGAAAGGAUCCAGCUUUUACUGCGUUGUUAACCAACCAACCACCAGUUCAAAGAGAAAUUGUAAAUAAACACAAUGAACUGAGGAGAUCAGUUAACCCCACUGCCAGCAACAUGCUAAAAAUGGAAUGGAGCAUACAAGUGACAGGAAAUGCUCAAAAGUGGGCUAAUAAGUGUACUUUAGAACAUAGUAAAGCCGAAGACCGAAAAAUCAAAACAAGAUGUGGUGAGAAUCUCUAUAUGUCAAGUGACCCUACUUCCUGGUCAACUGUAGUUCAAAACUGGUAUGAUGAAAGUGAAUAUUUUACCUACGGUGUAGGAGCAAAACCCAAUACAGCAGUUGGACAUUUCACUCAGGUUGUUUGGUAUUCAUCUUACAAAAUUGGCUGUGGAGUUGCUUACUGUCCUAACCAAGAUACCCUAAAAUACUUCUAUGUUUGCCAAUACUGUCCUGCGGGCAACAAUGCGAUGAAAAAGAACACUCCUUACCUCCAGGGGGCGCCUUGUGCUAGCUGUCCCAAUAACUGUGACAACGGACUGUGCACCAAUAGCUGUGAGUAUGAAGAUCACCUUAGUAACUGCGAGUCCUUGAAGAGCUCAGCAGGCUGUGAUCAUGAGGUGCUCAAGGAAAAGUGCCAGGCUACCUGCCUGUGUGAAGACAAAAUUCAUUAA
Phodopus roborovskii (desert hamster) is the source of this 732-nucleotide messenger RNA. Its product is annotated as cysteine-rich secretory protein 2. NCBI's taxonomy places the organism in Eukaryota, Metazoa, Chordata, Mammalia, Rodentia, Cricetidae. The coding region runs from base 1 to 732 and encodes 243 amino acids. The transcript has 7 exons. Gene Ontology annotation, cellular component: extracellular region. The record is from RefSeq and is a predicted model, not a curated record.